Pelodiscus sinensis (Chinese soft-shelled turtle) is the source of this 2613-nucleotide messenger RNA. RefSeq names its product chromosome 4 C4orf51 homolog (gene C4H4orf51). Lineage: Eukaryota; Metazoa; Chordata; Testudines; Trionychidae. The record is from RefSeq and is a predicted model, not a curated record.
ACAAUGGGGUUGUGAUCUCAGUUGGGGCAUCUGAGUACUAUUGCAAUACAAAUAAAAUAACUCCUAUUUUUAUAAGUAUGCAAUUGAAUGUGAUGUGCAAGCACAAAAUAUGCUUUUAAAUCUUUACAACUUUGACAAUCAACAGCCAGUUUUUACAAAUUACCAGCAGGUGGACAACUCCGUGCUUGCCAAAUGUUCAGAUUCUAAAUCUACUCUUCAAAAGAUAUUGUAAAAGUAUCUUAAAACGUAGUCCUCGUUCUCUUAAAGUUGAUUACAACUUUUUUUCCUUAAAAAGUGCAAACAACUGAAAAUAACAUUUUCAAUAAUAUCUUGGAAUUAUACUAUAUCUAUAAUGUUCCUUAUUACCAUCGCAAUUUAAAAUCUUGCUAAACAGCAAAUAGGAAGACAAACAAAUAAGGAGAAAUGUGGUAUGCACAAUAGGCUGAAACAGGAGUGUUGACCAAAUAUUAAAAUUCCUGCUUAUGAUGGAGGUAGGGAUCACUGCAAAUUUGUUUAAUUCCUGGGUUGUAUGGACUACACUAAAGAUAGAAUGAUUAUUUCAGUCUCCACAUCUAUUUAGUCCUUAUUGUGUUCAUCUGCCAAGUGGCACAGUUGAAAAGAAAAUGUCCUUUAAGAACCAAAGGGAGAUUAAAAAUCACUGUCUUGCUAGAAAGAGACUGAAGUAAUCAGAUUUUAGAUGUUUGAGGACAUUUUUGUCUAUUUACCUGUGACAAAAAUGAGAACUUUUAUAUUGAGUGCUCCACAGUAGCUGACACUAAAAAAUAAAUGCCCCCCUUAUUGCCAAACUACUGUAAGAUAAUUAGCUAAGCCUUAGACUUUAUUCUUAUUUACAUAAAUUUAAGUUCAUUUUAAGGGUGCUUAUUUUUGUAUCUAUUACUGUAUAUUUUCCUAUUACAUAGUUUUAUCUGCUAUUUUUCACUUCCUUUCUCAUUUUUGCUAUGAUCACCCCUUCCCCAACGGAAGUGUCAAAGGGGAGAUAAUUCAGCUGACCUGUACUUUGAAUGACUGUGAAGGCUGAUGAUGCUAGUACAUACAUAAUAAGAAAAUAGUCACGGCACGCAUAACCAAUGCCCUAACUGAAGUCAUAUUUCCUAACAGGAAGUAUGUACAUAUAUUUUAGAAGUCCAGUUUGUUGUUUUCUAAUUACUUUUUCUUCUUUUGCUGGUUGUAAUCCUGGUGGAGUUUUUAUGACCUGUUGCUUAGCAACUUUUAUCAACAGCAGCAAAGCAUUUUCAUUUUCCUUAACCUUAUGAAAGUUAGGUUCAGUCACCUCUAGCACUCAUCAGCAGAGGAAAGUUGUUCCUAAUGUAAUGUACAGUUUCUGCUCAGAAUCCAUGAGCUGCACCUAGGAUGAGCUAUCUCUUUUUAGCUCCUGAACUGCCUUUGCCAUUUAGUCCCCUUUCCCCUCAAGCUUUUGAAGAAAUCCAGCGCCAUGCCGGGGAAGCGUGGAAACGAGAAGCUCAAAGGCAGGCCAACUGUGCAACAACAUAUUCUGCUAGUUAUGGAAAAAAGGAACUGCCUGAACCUGCAAGCUGGAGGGCCAAACCUUCCUCUCCUACCAGGAUAAACAGACCUCAUCCACCAGAAGUGUUUAUGGUAAACAAGCUUCACUAUAUACCUGGCUGUUAUGACAGCGAUAAACAAACUGCUGCAGCUGACAAAGGCAAAUGCUAUGAAUAUCCUGGUUACAGAGAGGAUUCAAAAUAUGUCAGGCAACGGAUAGUGUAUCAAAAUAUGCACUGUGGGCCUUCAAAGGCACAUCAGGCAGCUCAGAACUGGAUAAAAGAUGCCAGUGAAAAUGGCGGCAGAACUAUUGAGAAAAUGAAAAAUGUUGCAGCUGAAAGUCAGAAGAUGCAGACUGUGCCACACAAGACACAUACCCACACCUGUUCUGUGACUUACCAGGAGAGUAACAAGCCUGAGUUUGUUGUUUCAAUGAAUCACUGGUUGAAGAAAGCUGGAAGAGAAGAAACAGCUGAAGUGGAGAAAGCAAGGCAAUCUUUUCUCACACACAACUGAUUAUGCAGCCAGGGCCACAUAAGAAAUAGAAGCACCUUCUUAGAACAUAACUAGUUACCAAUUGAUGCAGGAGCAGAAUUAAACACAAGACUGAAAGAGCAUGAUAAAGGAUAGUCAUGUUCACUACUAGGUGCUAGCAUGGUACCCAAAGAUUAGGAUAUUUGCUCUAGAAAUACAGCCAAGAAUUUUCCAGCUGAUUAGAAGUUUAUACCAUGUCUUGAUUUGCACUGAAGAUUGCUAUGAAUAAGAUAAUUCCUUCAUUACUGUGGUUUAAUAGUCUAUUCUAACUUCAUUUUAAAGUGUCAAGCUUUUUUUUCUGAUAACUUAUGCCCUCACCUCCCUGGCUCCUAGCAAAUUGUCAGACCUUGGAUCUGUGCAAAUGUUUCUCCUCUCUCCAGUACAUCUGAAUGUCUUAAUGGCAUUAUCUUUUUUUUUUUUUUAAUUGUUGAUCUUUACAAGAUUUGACAAAAUAUACACGCUGUGUUGAAUGACAGAAAAAUUCACAUUAUUUCACCAGAAAGUACUAAAUCAGUGUUUCUUAAACUUUUUAAGACUGAGGAACACCAAACAAUA